AUGAACGACAACGCUGAACUUUACUCGGAUUUCGGUGACUUGCAAAGACGCGACGCCGAUUACAUUUUGAAAAAAUAUUCAAACUACCUCAAAUUUGGAAAAAAUGCCAAAGUGCUGGACAUUGGGACGGCUGAUGGCACCCUCACAUCACAAAUUUUAUUCCCAAAACUACCCCAAGAUUUGGAAAAAUUGAUCGGGUUUGAUAUCGCCGAAAACAUGGUAAAUUACGCUAAGAAAAAAUGCCAGGAUCUACCGAAACUUGACUUUGUCCAAAUGGACAUCACUUGCGAAAAAAUCCCCUUGAAAUAUUACCAAUCCUUCGACAAUAUUUUCUCGUUUUAUUGCCUCAAUUGGGUCCCGGAGGAAAGCUUUCCCCAAACGAUGAAAAAUAUUUACGACUUGCUAAAACCAGGAGGCCAAGCUUUUAUUACUAUUGUUGGAAAUAGCCCACUUUUUGAUUUUCUCAAAAGGACUUCUUUGAAGGAAAAAUGGGCUCCAAUUAUGUCAAAUGUUGAUCAGUACUUGUCGAUUUUUCACAAAUUGGAGCAUCCCGAAGUUAAAUUAGAAAAAUUCGUGACGGAUGCUGGUUUUGAGAGCAAAUUGUGCACCGUUGAGCAUUUGAGUUACGUUUUUCCGAAUUUUACAUAUUGGUGGGAUUGGGCAAUGUCGAUCAAUCCAUUUAUCAAAAAUCUCUCCGAAAAUGAGAUCGAUUUGUACCGCGAAGACUACAUGAAAGAGGUGAAGAGACACAAGUCGGUUACGAUUCAAGACGGGGAGAAAAUUGCAAUUGUCUACACAAUUCUUGUCGUUUGUGCUUCAAAACCAUGA
Molecule: messenger RNA, 828 nt
Organism: Tribolium castaneum (red flour beetle)
Lineage: Eukaryota; Metazoa; Arthropoda; Insecta; Coleoptera; Tenebrionidae
Gene: Mt1
Product: methyltransferase 1
Source: RefSeq, marked provisional